AUGGGAGCUAGAUUGAGUUUAAAUGAUCAAAAGGCAAGCCCGAGUGAAAUCAUUGAGGUCUCACGGGUUGAAACGUGUAAGAGACAAAGGACGUCAUCAAGCUUCUGGGAUGAAAAUCCGCGGCUGUUUCCUGGACUUCCAGAUGAAAUAUCCAUUCAGAUUCUCGCCAGACUUCCAAGAAUAUGGCAUUUGAAGGCAAAGCAAGUCUCCAGGAGCUGGAAAGCUGCUAUUAUGAGUGGAGAAAUUUAUAGGUUAAGAAAAGAACAUGGUAUAACGGAGGAGUGGCUCUACAUUCUGACUAGAGUCCGCAAUUUUAAGCAUAUGUGGUAUGCCCUCGACCCGGUGUCCCGGAUAUGGCAAAGAUUGCCUCCGAUGCCCAAUCUUGCUACUGAAGAUGGUUCUAGAAUUGCAGAUGCCGUAAAAGGCUGGCUUGGCUUGAAGGAUUUGUGGCAAAACCUAUAUUGUGGUUGUUCUAUUUGUGCUGUCAAUGGCUGCCUUUAUGUCCUGGGUGGUUUUUCCAAGCUUAAAGCGAUGAGGUCCGUCUGGCGUUAUGAUCCAAGAGACAAUUCUUGGAGUGAAAUGGCACCCAUGUGUACUGGUCGAGCUUACUGUAAGAUCAGUGUCUUAAACAACAAACUUUAUGUUGUUGGAGGUCUCACCAUGGAUCUAGUUGGAGUUAGACUGAUCCCUCUUCAAUGUGCAGAAGUAUUUGAUCCUUGUUCCGGUACAUGGACUGAAAUCCCUAGCAUGCCGUUUUCAAAAGCUCGGGCACUACCUACCCCCUUUCCAUCUGAAUUGCUGAAGCCUGUUGUAACUGGAAUGACAUCAUAUCGGGGGAAACUAUAUGUUCGUCAAGGUUUAUAUUGCAGGCCGUUGAUUGAUGCUGGAGGGGAGGUAUAUGAUCCAGAAUCGAAUUCAUGGGUCGAUAUGCCAAUAGGCAUGGCAGAGGGUUGGCCUGUCAGGCAGUCGGGUGCGAAGUUGAGUUUCAUCGUCAACGAAGAGUUAUAUGCAUUGAAUCCCUCAAAUUCUGUUGAUAAUGCUCGAAUCAAAGUGUAUGAUCAUCAAGAAGAUGCUUGGAAAGCAAUUGAAGGAGGUUUACCCAAUCGUAGCCUUACUGAUUCAAUGUCUCCAUAUUUAUUUGAAGGUUUCCUUGGUAAGCUUCACGUGAUCACUAAAGACGUGAAUCAUAACAUCUCUGUCAUGCAGGCCGAUACGUUAAAAAGACUCGCAUCAUCUCCAUCUCCAUCAUCAGAUUCCUCGGAAGAGCUUUCUGAAGCAGUGACAAGAUCCCCUGAAAGGACCUGGAAAGUCAUUGCCACUAUUCAAGCUAAACGGGAUGAACUAGACAGCUGUCUGAUUCUCCGCUAUUAA
Messenger RNA from Fraxinus pennsylvanica, 1371 nucleotides. The record is from the annotation of a GenBank genome assembly. Lineage: Eukaryota; Viridiplantae; Streptophyta; Magnoliopsida; Lamiales; Oleaceae.